Messenger RNA from Penicillium argentinense, 408 nucleotides. RefSeq lists its product as uncharacterized. NCBI's taxonomy places the organism in Eukaryota, Fungi, Ascomycota, Eurotiomycetes, Eurotiales, Aspergillaceae. Bases 1 to 408 code for a protein of 135 amino acids. The transcript is spliced from 2 exons. The record is from RefSeq and is a predicted model, not a curated record.
AUGGCCAUCGACCCCUACCGUCAAAGGUACACACCUGCGUCCAUCAAAAAGUCACAGGUUCUGAAAGACUUUUUUGCCUUCCCUUUCGUUUCUUCUUUCUGGCCUAACCUUCCCCCCUCCCUUGGUCCCCUACCCCAAGGUGGAUUUGCCUUCGAUCUAUCGCAGAUCCGGGAGAAGGGCAAGGCAAAAGGACGACCGGAAACAGACCGGUACGAGAAGAGCCGUCACGACCGCAAUACACAGCAGAUACACCGCCGUACGGUGGAUACACUUUCGGCCAAAUCGGGGGCACCUCGGAAGAGACAAGACCCCAGAGUGGAGCAGGCAGGACAAUGGCGGCAGGAGUACAUGUGGGAUACCGGGGUACGGCCGAUUACACGCGGCGAAAGGCAAGUACCGCGGGCGUAA